GAAUUAUCACUGCUGAAUAACCUUGACCCAAGUCACAUCCUUCGCAGCGAAACAUGGCUAACAUGCAGGAGAGUUUCGUUGUUUGUCUGAAGUUCAGUCCUUUCGGCGUGACCAGGAUGGCUGCCGUGCCGCAAUUUGUAGCAUCAGAAUCGUCGUAGCACAGUGGUGACCUAUAUAUUGACCCGGGGACCUGCAUUGAGCUACACAACACACGGCCACAUCAGCCAUCUCUUUAUCAUCCUUUCUUCUACAUAGGCUCUGGUAGCCAUAUUUACGCUCAAUAGACACUUGCUUGUCCUCGCUGUAAUCUAAUACUCGGUUGUACUUUGCAAGAUGCUCUACUCCAGCCUUCUCGCUUCAUGCGUACUGCCGCUCGUCAUCGCAGCACCUUUCCGGACCCGUCAAAACAGCACAACGAACGGAACCGAAGCGUGCGACCUCAGCACCGUCGCCCAACCUGCCAACUCUCUCACGCCGCCUUCGCCAGAUCUGCGCCUGAUUCUCAUUGCCCAUGGACAAGGCACGCAAAAUUACACAUGUGCAACACCAGCUUCGACACCAUCAUCGAUUGGCGCCAUAGCUGAGCUGUUUGACGCCUCUUGUGAGGUCGCCAACCCCAGUAUAGCGCAGAACAAUCUGGUCCAAGCAGCAGCCAUUGGCAACCACUUCUUCGCUGACUUGACGACACCCGAUUUCGAGAUCCCAAGCCUAGGAAAUACGAAGUCAAAGAAGCUGGAGGAGGUUGCUGCCCCAAACCCGAGUGUUGAUAUCAAAUGGCUUAGGCUGCAGGCGCAGGCAUCAAGCUCCACGAGUCAAGUCAAGUAUAUCUACAGGCUGAAUACUGCCGGUGGGCUUGCGCCAACUAGCUGUGAGGGGAGAUCAGAAGGAGAGGUAGUCACUGUGCAGUACCAGGCACAGUACUGGAUUUACGCUUGAGCUGCUCAACAGAUUGUCCAUCAUGAAUAAGACAUAUGGUUCUACGGGAUUGUGCAAUAUUUUGUAUGUAGGUUUUUGGUAUUAUGGUAUUAGCGAUGAAGAUGAAUUCAUCCCAUUCAUG
Boeremia exigua is the source of this 1057-nucleotide messenger RNA. RefSeq lists its product as uncharacterized. The record is from RefSeq and is a predicted model, not a curated record. NCBI's taxonomy places the organism in Eukaryota, Fungi, Ascomycota, Dothideomycetes, Pleosporales, Didymellaceae. The transcript has a single exon. Bases 334 to 936 code for a protein of 200 amino acids.